AUGACGACCCAAGGCCCGGUGGAAAGGUAUAUAGUUGGCGUCAACACGGCAAAUGUCGAGCUUGCCUUGAGCGCAUUUGGAUCUGAUGCAGAGAUAACCGACGAUGGGAAAAGCUACAGAGGGGACGGCAUUAGAUUGUUCGUCGAACAUGGAGUCAUCGGUCACAAAGCAAGCGUCAAAGUUCUCGCACAGGAGAUUCUACCAGAUGGACGCACCUACCUUCAUGUUUUGAUGGAUGGAGACUUUGCUGCCGAGUUUGGCAUCACGGAACCUUUUGAGUUGUUUCUUGUUUUCACCAUCAAGGAGAACAAGAUUCAGCAUGUAGACAUGGGCGACGUGGACCCCAAGAAAGACACGGUUUGGACUGUCUACGCAGCUGGCGCCAAUUUGGACGACCCCCUAUCAUCGAUCCGCGUUCGGAGGCGCAACGCACCUCCUCCGAAGGAAGGAUAUGUCCGCGUCAGGAUGCAGGCUGUUGGUCUCAACUUCCACGAUAUCUUCACGUUGCGAGGCUUGGGAAUGCACAAGAUAAAAUUCCCCAUGAUACUCGGCAAUGAAGGUGCUGGUGUACUCGACGACGGUACUGAAGUUGCCCUCUACCCAAAUCUGGGUGAUUCAGACUUCAAGGGCGACGAGACCAUUGAUCCGAAGAGGCACGUUCUGGGUGAAAUUGAACAGGGUACGCUCGCGGAGUAUAUAUGGGUCCCAAAACGCAAUGCUGUUCCUCGGCCCGGUGGAUUGAACGCCCAGGUGGCAAGUGUGAUGGGCGUCGCGUGGUUGACGGCGUUUAGAAUGAUGUUCGUCAAGGCGAAUUUGCGGCCAGGCCAAACUGUUCUCGUCCAGGGAUCGUCUGGUGGUAUGUUUUCCAACCCGUUAUUUGUCACCCAUACUAAUGGAAACUUCGCAGGUGUCACAACCGCCUUGAUACAGCUUGGUUCUGCGGCCGGCUAUCGCGUCUGGACAACUGGGCGCACAGAAGCGAAACGAGCAAUAGCAAAGCAUUUGGGUGCCGAACAGACAUUCGAGCCUCUCCAAACGUUGCCACGUCUUGUUGAUGCCGUGUUUGACACUUCGGGGGCCGCGACCAUCAAUCAUUCAAUUGCAUCUACCAAGCCAGGUGGCACAGUAGUGAUCUGUGGCAUUCAUUCCGAAGGAGGCGCCACAAAGGUUCCAGUCGAUAUGUUUCCAAUCCUAGUCAACCAAAUCAACUUGACAGGCGUCUAUACUGGCACAAGAGAGGAAUUCGGGGAUUUGCUCAAUUUCGUGGCCGAAAAGGGAAUCAAGCCAUACAUUGGGCGAGUGCUCCCACUCGAAAAAGCCGAGGAAGGAUUGAGAGAUAUUUAUGAGGGAAAGACGCAAGGGAAAAUUGUAAUUACCAUCUCUUGA
This is a messenger RNA of Exophiala aquamarina CBS 119918, 1386 nucleotides long. RefSeq lists its product as uncharacterized. Lineage: Eukaryota; Fungi; Ascomycota; Eurotiomycetes; Chaetothyriales; Herpotrichiellaceae. The transcript has a single exon. The record is from RefSeq and is a predicted model, not a curated record. Bases 1 to 1386 code for a protein of 461 amino acids. Gene Ontology annotation, molecular function: oxidoreductase activity.